CACUGAAAGAAGCUGAAGAGAAGUUACAAGUCAAGGAAAAUCUGUUUGUUGAGCAGCAACUACAGAGCUCUAAGGACCUGGAGGCUCUGCAGAGGCAGAUGGGAGCAUUUGAAGAUGAGGUGAAGAGACUGACUGCAGACAUCAGUACUAAAGAUGAGCAGCUGGUUCAGCUGAGGUCUGAGACCUCUGCACACUCUGAGUUACUGCAGCAGGAGAUUGAAGCUCUAAACGUUCAGAUAAAAACCAUCUCUAAUUCCCUCGAGACUGCUGAGAACCAGGUUAAAACCAAAGAGGAUCUGAUGGUCAAACAGGAAGAGGAGAAUGCUAAUCAGAAGGAGCUUCUGCAGCAACAACUGCAUGAGAGCACUCUGCAGAUUGAGGAAUUAAGAAAACACAGCUCAGUAGUUGAAGACAAAGUGAACCAGCUGAGGCAGGAAAUCCAAACUAAGGAAAAUGAAGUCAGUGUGUUAAAAUCAGAUCACCACAAUGAGGUAGAAGCAUUACAGGAUGAGAUUAAAGCUCUCAAGGAUCAAGUUCAGUGUUUGAGUGAAUCUCUGAAGACUGCAACAGAUCAGGUUCAGGCUAAAGAAAACCUGCUGGUUCAGAAAGAAAUGGUAUUUUCUCAGGAAAAGAACUCAUUUCAAAAUACAAUCACAACCUCUGAGGAGGAAAUCAGAAAACUUAAAGAAGAGAUUCAGACUGCAAAGAAUCAACUGGCUUCCCUGAAAGAAGAGAGCUCCAUUCACUCUGAUACGCAAGAAAAAGAAAUCAAACGUCUGCAACAACAGCUGGAUCAUACUGGGGAGUCACUCAGAAAAGCUGAGGAGAAAGCCCAAACUCAGCUGGCUUUGCUGAAGCAGCAGGAGCAGGAGAGUGCUGAUCAGAAGGAGCUUCUGCAGCAACAACUGCAUGAGAGCACUCUGCAGAUUGAAGAAUUAAGAAAACACUGUGAUGUUUCUGAGGACCAGGUGAAGCAGUUGAAACGAGAAAUCCGAGCUAAAGAGGACAUAUUUGUUGUGGAGAAAGAAAUGCUCCAGGCCAAGAUUCUCCAGGCAGAGACAGAUCAGGAAGUUCUAAGAAAACAGUUUGAAGCCCUCGUCACUGAGAAGGAGAGACUGACUCACUCCAAUCAGGCCAUGGAAAGAGAGAUCAGAGCCUCUCACAAGCUGGAAUCUGCUUUACAAAAGGAGCUUGAAGUACUGAAAAAGGAGAGCGAGACUGCAGGAGGAGUUGAGAUGAAGCAGGGUCUGGAGCAGCAGCUUGCAGCUAAAUCAGAGGCUGUGGAACAUUACAAAGCUCAGAUGGAGAAAGCUGUGAGCCAUUAUAACAGCAAGAAGCAGCUUCUCCAAAAAAGCGAGGAGGAAGUGAAGGAACUCAGACAGUCUUUGGAGGUCAAAGAACACGAAACAAAUGCUCUGAUCAUGGAAAAGAAGCUUCUUAAAGUGGAUUUAGACAAAGUGCAGAACAACGAGAAAAAACUUUUGAGCAUGGUGGCCAGCUUGGAGGCACAGUUGGCUUACGCUGAUCAAACUCUAAGAGCACAAAAUAAGAUUCAGGGCAGUGAGAGUAAUGUGACGCGUCCAGGUGUUGGUACCAGAUCUCAGCUGAGGAAGAGCAGGAGUUCUGACAGCCUGGAUCAAAGCUCUCUGGAGGAUUCUCUGAACGUUACCAGGAAACUGUCAGCACCUGAUAUAUCGAGCACACCGCUCCUUCGCAGUUCACAACGAUUGGCACAGAAACGCAGAGGUUUUGAGGCCGAGUCACUGGAAACAUUGUACUUUACUCCGCUUAACAGCAGACAGAUUAAAAGAAGUGCAACGUCUGACAGUGAGCUGGACUCAGCCCAGAAAACCCCAGCAUCAUCUGUGAAGAGGCGCAGAAUGACACAGGUUAUUAACAUCACCAUGACCAAGAAAAUGUCUGGCUCCUGUGAGGAGGAGGAUGAAACGUUCCACAGCGUGACGACUUUGUCCUCCCACCAACAACCCUCCUGUUCCCGCUCUGUAAGACCCGAGCUUUCCGACAGACCAGUGAGUACGACUGGUGCUGCCAAGGACCAGCUCGUCGGACUGCCGGGCUACAGACGAAGCACCAUCCAUUCACAGACCACUGGCACAUUCUGUGUGGGAGCAGAAAACGAACCUGACGGUGGACCAGAAGACUGGCUGAGGAUUGCAGAGCUUCAGUCCAGGAACAAGGCCUGCCUGCCCCAUCUGAAGAGCAGCUACCCUGUGGAGUUUGAGACCGGAGGGAGCACGGCCUUCAUGUGUACAGACGAGGAGCUCCGCCACGGGGAUCCGUCAGACACGAUCAGACGUGGAUCGAUGAUUCCGGGUCAGCUGCAGGACUCCCUCACCUCUCAUCGCCAGUCUCUCAUGUUGGGUCAGGCGGGGGUCACCACUCGUUCUCAUCGCCUCUCCUUGAUGCCGGGCCAGCUGCCAGCUAAAAGAAGCGGCUCCUGUCAGCAGCAGAGUCUAAAGGGCAAAUCCUCAUCCUCACUGUCUGUACAUCAGAAGUCUCCUGAGAAAAAGACUAGAGUCAGCUGCUUCCCUCGUCCGCUGACUCCCAAAAUGAGGAAUGUAAGCAGCGGACCAACCAUCAGUCCCGCCAACAGGAGACAGUCGAUGAUGUUCACGAUCGACAACACACCAAAGAGCAACAACAACUUGAAGAAAAAGCUGAAUAAACUGCGCGGCUCUUCUUGUAAAUCUCCUGCUACCAGAAGUGGCAGUUAUAAGUCACCGCAGUCGGCAAAGAAAAAGUCGGCCAAGUCUCCUGGACUCACUGCAAGUGCUCGCAAGAUGAUGCGCAGGAUUAAAAUUUGAAGACUUCUUUGUGUCAGAUUGUACUUUUUUCCUCCAAUCUUUUACAAUUUCUUUUAAUCUUAUACAAUUUCUGAUUAUAUUGCUUUUGCACAAUUUUUUUUUCUCGUCUGCACCCUAUCUUUGUUUUAAAAUUUUACAUUGUUAUG
Messenger RNA from Austrofundulus limnaeus, 2971 nucleotides. RefSeq names its product nuclear mitotic apparatus protein 1 (gene numa1). The record is from RefSeq and is a predicted model, not a curated record. NCBI's taxonomy places the organism in Eukaryota, Metazoa, Chordata, Actinopteri, Cyprinodontiformes, Rivulidae. Gene Ontology annotation, biological process: establishment of mitotic spindle orientation. Gene Ontology annotation, cellular component: spindle pole; spindle microtubule; centrosome. Gene Ontology annotation, molecular function: microtubule binding.